AUGGGUCAGGACAGUGUAUUUAUCGUACCCUCUGAGUAUUUAGACGAUUUGGAGGGGUUUGAGGAUACAGGCUGGAUCCGCCCUCAGCUCUUAGAGGAUCCAGACAACGACAAAGCUCACUGGAACACCGUGAUUAUUCCCCGAGAGAUGGAAGUUAACCAUAGCGACGAAGAUAUCAUGCAGUAUAUGCUCCAGAACGUCCGAACCCAGCGAGCCAUCGUGAGCGCAUCGGCAAUGCAUAACCUAGGAAUGAUCUGUAUCUCACUCCCGGUCCCUGUUAGCACUGCUAGCACGGCUAUAAUCUUGGCUCGUGCCGAGGCCGAUGUGUACAAGUGGCUCAAAUUCAUUCGUGCUGGGAUCGUUACUCUUGACCGGAAGGUAAUUUUUGGUCGGCAAUCCUGGGCUAUCGAGCGGUAG
Messenger RNA from Penicillium robsamsonii, 417 nucleotides. RefSeq lists its product as uncharacterized. The transcript has a single exon. Bases 1 to 417 code for a protein of 138 amino acids. The record is from RefSeq and is a predicted model, not a curated record. Lineage: Eukaryota; Fungi; Ascomycota; Eurotiomycetes; Eurotiales; Aspergillaceae.